UCGUCUUGCUUUUCUAUGUGGCAGUCAAAUUCAGUUGCUUUCGCGAAAUCUAUCGUAGAACUGAUGUACGCAGGCGUGACGUACGAACGUUCACGGGGGGCAGCGAAUAUGGCCGAUUAGUUAUUUCGUAGGCCAGGUUUGUCCAUAGGAGCGAGAGAGACGGAAUCAUAGGGAUGAUCCAAGGACCGGCAGGGGGAUCUACCAGGCAGUUCAGUUACCCGAUCGAUUGAGAGCGGACGUGAUAUCUGUAUCAAUUGUUUCCUUUUUAUAUACUCUUUUGUAAUAUUGUUGUUUGGUUAAUUGGCGAUUACUUAAUAAAUAGUUAGCGUUGAAUUCGGAGUGUUUUUUUAUUGAGUGUUUUCUCCUUGGCGAAUUCUUCCCACAUCUCGAGAAGCGUCGUCGGUCAAGAGUCAGCUUAGCGUCAUCGAGAUUGGAUGCCCAAACGUCGGCUCAAGUCACCAUCUGGGCCAUCGCCGAAGAGAAAAAUGUGGAGGAGUGGUUGUGGCGCUCGUCGUGGGUGGAGUGGUCGGCACCUAGUGGCGAAGAAGGCUUUGCCGGAGUUCUCGCCUCCAGCGGUAGGAUCGCGGCUGGACAGGGUAGAAACUCUGGUCCAGAGAGUUUUUGAGGAACGAGGCAUUACCCCCACUCAACCGGAGGAGAUAGCGGAACCAUCUGUUCUUGGUGAUAAUUCUGUGGCCCGGUUGAGUGGUGAGUUGAAUGAGGCUGCAGCUGUUGAAGUGGCUGCUGAGACCAGUGUGGAGGCGUCCACGGACAAAAUUGUGGCCACUGGGGCCGUCAAGAAGGUACUUCGUCAGAGGCGUGACCCGUACCAAUUGGAACGUGCUCCCGGUGAGAGUGAGGAAGCGUGGGAGAGCCGUUUGGCGGUGGCCGACUUGGAGAGGACGGUGGCUCCGGUGGAACUGUCCCCGGAGAGAAGAGUAGAGCGGCUUCGACUUCGUCAGGAGUUCGAAGUCGAAUAUCGAAACCGACAUCCUCUCAAGUCGGAGAACUAUGUAAGUGGUGUGCCGAGGCCCGUGUAUAAACCGACGGCGUCUCACUUACCUAAGGAGGCAGGGGUGGCGGAGGUUUGCGCGAUCCAAACCUUACCGGCGCCAGCAUCUUCAGUGAUAAGUGCGAGUGGCAGGAGGCAGUUACCGGCUGUAUUGGCCGGUAUUAUGUUCAAGGGUUUGGACCCAAUACUGACGGAUCCAAGGUUGGACCCGCCUAUGAGGUCCUGCUUCAAUUGUUGGAAGAGAGGCCAUCGCCUCUCUGAUUGCCCAAAAGAAUGGGCAGAUUUUUGCAAAAACUGCGGAAGGAGGGAGGUGACCCUUAACACGUGUCCACGCUGCUCACGCGUGCAUGCCGAGUUCCUGAGUCAGCGUGAUGGGACCUCGUCGUCAAGGCCAUCUCAGCGGCUGGUGGAACGGGAGGACCCUCCACCAAGGAACCGUCGUAGUUCGCCGGUUCCCCAACAAGUUGAGCGGCCCCCACCUAGGGAGGAAAACGUCGAGCCUGAGGCUCGUGUAGUGGCGGCGUCUGGUCCAACCCUUCUCGACAAGCUGCGAGAGUUGGACCAACGUUUGGAGGGAGUUCCACAGGAACUCAAAGAGGAACUUAAAUUGGAGUUCCUCAAGGAGCGUCGUAGUCGACGCCACUAGUGUUGAUUUUUCUUUUUGGAAGGGAAGAGACAUGAAAUUCAAUUUUAAGUUCAAAGAAAUAUUAAUUCUGUCAUCUUCUUUCCUUAUUUUGCUAUUAAAUUUUCAUUUUAUUAAAUAAAAUAAAUAAAAAGCAAGUUUAUUUUUUUUUGUGAACUGUGUUAGAAUGCUUAUUUCCCCCCUUUUAAUGUUUUUUUUUCGUGGUUUGGUUUUUUGUGGCUCUUUGUGAGAUUGAUAGGCGAUAUUACUGAGAGUAACAUCGGCCUAGGGGAGGGGAUUGUAACGAAGCAUUCGUUAGUUGGGUUUUCGUCUUGCUUUUCUAUGUGGCAGUCAAAUUCAGUUGCUUUCGCGAAAUCUAUCGUAGAACUGAUGUACGCAGGCGUGACGUACGAACGUUCACGGGGGGCGGCGAAUAGGGCCGAUUAGUUAUUUCGUAGGCCAGGGUUGUCCAUAGGAGCGAGAGAGACGGAAUCAUAGGGAUGAUCCAAGGACCGGCAGGGGGAUCUACCAGGCAGUUCAGUUACCCGAUCGAUUGAGAGCGGACGUGAUAUCUGUAUCAAUUGUUUCCUUUUUAUAUACUCUUUUGUAAUAUUGUUGUUUGGUUAAUUGGCGAUUACUUAAUAAAUAGUUAGCGUUGAAUUCGGAGUGUUUUCUCCUUGGCGAAUUCUUCCCACAUCUCGAGAAGCGUCGUCGGUCAAGAGUCAGCUUAGCGUCAUCGAGGUAAGUGUGUUAGUGUUGGUCUGCCUCAACGUCCGGCAUCAGACGUUUAUAUGUUUUGGAGGAUCCCCUUUUUGAGAUUUGUUGUAUAAUGUGUAUUUUGAAUUGGCGGGUUUAGAUGCCCAGUUUAUGUUAAUUAUAAAUUAUAAAAACCCCGUUACAAUUUUGGCGCCCAACGUGGGGCGACGCCAAGACAUUGAGGCAGAGGAAAAUUUUUUAUAUGUGUAAUUAAAACUAUUUAUUUGGAGGUAUAUAUUGAUUUGUGAUUUUUUUUAUUUUAUUGAUUGAAUUUUUUGUGUAUUUUGUGUGGCCGUGUAUAUUGGGAAUAUACAUCGGGAAAUUGAACUCAGUGUGUAAAAACUAAUUUAUUCGCCAUGUGCUCGGACGUGACGUCACAUUGAGCGAAAUUGGCGGUAUCAGGAAUUACGUCAUCGGAACGAAAAAUCGAGCGCAAGUGUUUGUGGCCUUUUCGGUUCUGGUAAAACCUGAAAUUAGUUAAAUUAAUCAAGAAAAUUAGUAUUGAUUAGUGUUGUGUUUGUCGAGAUUAAUUUUAUAGGAAUUUUUUUUUCUCUCUCGGAAAAUUCUUAAUUGAUCGAAAAUUUUUUAUUAGUAGAUUAAAUAAUUUUUUUUUCUCGGCGUGUGUGGAAGUGACGUCAUUCGCGUUUAUAGUAUCGUGAGAAAUCUUUUCCGCGGGAAAUAAGAUUUUAGACGCCAUUUCCAAAAUUUUGUGUGAGUGGUGAAAAAUUCUUGCGAAGAAGAAUUUUAAUUUUUUUUACGACUUGUCGUGGACAAGUAAAAGAAUUUUAAAUUAUUGAACAUUUUAUCAAUUU
Messenger RNA from Leptopilina boulardi, 3202 nucleotides. RefSeq lists its product as uncharacterized. Bases 435 to 1658 code for a protein of 407 amino acids. Lineage: Eukaryota; Metazoa; Arthropoda; Insecta; Hymenoptera; Figitidae. The record is from RefSeq and is a predicted model, not a curated record. The transcript has 2 exons. Gene Ontology annotation, molecular function: zinc ion binding; nucleic acid binding.